Messenger RNA from Rhinocladiella mackenziei CBS 650.93, 1353 nucleotides. RefSeq lists its product as uncharacterized. The record is from RefSeq and is a predicted model, not a curated record. Lineage: Eukaryota; Fungi; Ascomycota; Eurotiomycetes; Chaetothyriales; Herpotrichiellaceae. Gene Ontology annotation, biological process: regulation of DNA-templated transcription. Gene Ontology annotation, cellular component: Rpd3L complex; Rpd3L-Expanded complex; nucleus. Bases 1 to 1353 code for a protein of 450 amino acids. The transcript has a single exon.
AUGGCAUCAAAUGAGGAUUGUGCUUCGGUACUGGAGCAGUUCAUUCAUGAUGCUGCUAAUUUGCCCGCCGAGAUCAACCAUAUGAUGGAAGAGAUUCAGGCCAAAGACAAAGACCUGCAAAAGUACCUCUCUGUUAUCAACCAGAAAGACACAACUAUUCAAAAGCAUCUCAAAGUGAACGGCGUUCUUACCCCUCAUCCAAAGGAGAACGAGUACGCUGAGUUAGUGAAGAAGAACUACGAGCUAUGUGUAGAACUCCAGGACCAAAAGACGGCUUUGAGCGAAAAGGCAUGCAAUCUCUUAGAGCGACAGGUCAAGAAACUGGACUUGAAGAUUAAGGAGCUGCAAAAUGACGGCCAGCUUCUCGAUGGGCCCCCAUUACCCAGCGUCUUCAACCGCAAGGCCGAAGUGCAGAAAACGUUCGUUGACUUGCCCGCCAAUCUACCACUUCAGAACGCGUCCAUCAGUGCUCUGAACGCAAAUACGCAUAGAAUUAAUGCGCACAUGGUUGCCACCAUGCAGCAGGCACAAACCAGGCCGCUCCCGCAAAUAGCGACAGCUAAUGCGCCGGUGCAACGAAAUUCCGCUCCUGCGACACCCGCUUCGGCGGUGCAACAACAACGGCAACGAGAGCGCGAACAUUCCCUCGGUGCAGACAACAAAAGACGUAAAUUGGGCAAUCCCUUGGCAGGAACAAGCCUACCGACUCAACCCUCGAAUCUCAGGCAGUCUUCCCUUGGUCCCGGCACACCAAAAGCCGGCACUCCCACCGGUACCUCAGCCAGCAGGGCUGGCAGUAUCCCUCGAACCACAGGUUCUCAACAAGCUGCAGCCCCUUCGAAAAAGUCAGGCCUUUCGAAGAAAGUAAUCUCACAUCAGCAAGUCAAUAAGCUCAAGCAAAAAGGGACCAACAAGGGAAGGCUAUCGGCUGGACGCAAGAAAGGGCAAUCCCCCUCUGUGCGUGGAGGGCGUGGAGGCACGGCAGCCUCGGAAGAUGCAGACUCGGUUUUGUCAUCUGCAGAUGCGUCGGAAACAGAUGCUUCGCAAUCUAGAGGAAGGCGAAGCAACAAGAAGCACCCUGUCGAUGAGCCUGACGUAGAGAUGGGUGAAGACGAGGAUGCGGAAGAUGAAGAAGGCGAGGAUGACAAGCGAUACUGUUUCUGCAAUCAACGCAGUUACGGUGAAAUGGUGGCUUGUGAGAACGAUGACUGUCCUUACCAGUGGUUCCAUACUGGCUGCCUGAACAUGAAGAAAGUGCCCGACGAGGAUGAAGAUUGGUAUUGUCCGACAUGCAGGGAGAAGCCAGAGAUCAUUGAAAAGGUUCGGUUGAAGAAGAAGUCCGGAAGGAAGUGA